Fusarium keratoplasticum is the source of this 2097-nucleotide messenger RNA. RefSeq names its product Acyl-coenzyme A oxidase. Gene Ontology annotation, cellular component: peroxisome. Gene Ontology annotation, biological process: fatty acid beta-oxidation using acyl-CoA oxidase; lipid homeostasis. NCBI's taxonomy places the organism in Eukaryota, Fungi, Ascomycota, Sordariomycetes, Hypocreales, Nectriaceae. Gene Ontology annotation, molecular function: FAD binding; acyl-CoA oxidase activity; fatty acid binding. The coding region runs from base 1 to 2097 and encodes 698 amino acids. The transcript has a single exon. The record is from RefSeq and is a predicted model, not a curated record.
AUGCCUCCUCCUAAUCCAGACUGGGUCAAGGCCCUCAAGCCCUCGGGUCCUCAGGGAUCUGAGCUUCUCGAGCAAGAGCGCGCCAAGUCGGACGUCAAUGUGGAUCAGCUCGCCGACUUUCUCUUCACAAAGGAGGUUCUGGAGCGGAACGCCAAGAUUCUCAGCAUUUUGGAGUCGGACCCCAUCUUUGACAAGUCGCAAAACUACUUUCAGGGCCGAAAGGACAGAAUUGAGGCUGCUCUCGCUAGAGGAAAGGCUUUGCAACGGCUUUCUGUCAAGCACAACUGGAGCCAGGAUGAGUACCAGGCCGCCAAUGACCUCAUCAGCGAGCCCACUCCAUAUGGCCUCCACGCGUCCAUGUUUUUGAAGACGCUGGAGGAACAGGGAACACCAGCACAGCACAAGCUGUUCCUUGAGCCUGCUCAACGUUACGAGUACAUUGGAUGCUACGCGCAGACUGAGCUUGGUCAUGGAUCCAAUGUUCGUGGCCUCGAGACAACGGCCACGUGGAACCCCGAGGACAAGACCUUCACUAUCCAUUCGCCUCAUCUCACCGCUUCCAAAUGGUGGAUUGGAUCCCUGGGCAAGGCUGCAAACCACGCCGUCGUCGUGGCCCAGCUGAUCAUCAACGGCAAGACAUGCGGCCCUCACCCAUUUGUCGUUCCCAUUCGAGAUCUCAAGACUCACGAGCCCCUGGAGAACAUCCAUGUCGGAGAUAUCGGCCCCAAGUUCGGUUACAACACCAUGGACAACGGCUUCCUUCUGUUCAACCACGUCAAGGUCCCCCAUAUCAACAUGCUCAGCCGCUUCUCGGGCGUCGACCCUGAGACGAGCAAGUACAUCCGACCUGCUAACCCGGCGCUCGUCUACGGCACCUUGACUUUUGUCCGAUCCUCCAUCGUCCUUCAGUCGGGAUCCGUUCUUGCCCGUGGUGUCACCAUCGCUACACGUUAUUGCUCCGUUCGACGCCAAUUCCAGGACCGCGAUGCUGCUUCGGAUGAGGUUGGCGAGAACCAGGUUCUCAACUACACUAUGGUGCAGCAGCGUCUUCUGCCCCUGCUGGCCGCUUCUUAUGCUCUGCAUUUCACCGGCCGUGCCAUGAUCAAGCUCUACGAGGCCAACCAGAAGCGCAUGGCUCAGAAGCUGGGUGCCAGGGACAACGCUGGACGUGCUCCUGGCCCAGAGGAGCUCAACCCCGGUAGCGAUCUCUUGGCUGAUCUCCACGCCAUUUCGUGCUCUCUGAAGGCUUUCGCAUCCACCACGGCUGCUGAAGGUCUCGAGGUCUGCCGUCGAGCCUGCGGUGGCCACGGCUACUCGGCCUUCUCCGGUAUUGGCAGCUGGUACGCCGACUACCUCCCCACCGUCACAUGGGAGGGCGACAACUACAUGCUCACCCAGCAAGUUGCUCGCUACCUGCUCAAGUCUGCCCGCGCUGUCCUGUCGGGCAAGGCUGUCGAUAACAGCAUCACCCGUGUCUUCAAGGAGUAUAUCCGAAGACAGGACGUCGGUGCUGCCUUUGAUGUCCUCGACAGCGACCAGGAUCUCGUCAAUGCUUUUGCUUGGCGAGUUGCCUUCUUGACCUUUGAGGCUCUCAAGCACCGGGACGAGGAGAAGCAGUCUUGGAACAGCCUCCUGAUUGACUUUUGGCGUCUGUCUACUGCUUAUGCUCAGUACCAGGUUGUCAAGUACUUCCACGAGGCUCUCCAAGAUGAGGAGACCAAGUCUUCUCUUGAUGCCAACACCCAAGAAGUCCUCCACAAGCUGUUCCAGCUCUUUGCUCUCCACCACCUGCAGAGCCACGCUUCCGAGUUCUUCACCAGCGCAGCCACUACAGUCCGUCAGAUCCAGCUUGCCCGCACAAAGCGGACACUGGCUCUCCUCGACGAUGUUCGACCCCACGCUGUGAGGUUGGUGGACUCGUGGAAGUUCCCCGACUGGCAGCUCGACAGCUCGCUGGGUCGAUAUGACGGCAAGGUGUACGAGGACAUGUUCCACAGGGCAUCAGAGGUGAACCCUCUGAACGAUGUGGUUUUCGAUCCUUAUCCUAAUUCGCCGGUUCUGUUCAGGAAGGAUGGGACUGUGAAGUCCAAGCUGUAG